AUGCGACGCGGCGUUGUUCUAUUCCUCAUCUUCAACCUGGCGCUGGUCGCUUUCCUCGUACACUCAGUAUGGACCCUUCUCGAGCUACUAGUCGUGAGCGGAAUCGACGACGCAAUCACAAAAGACGAACUGCCGCCUGUUGGCUCUGAACCACAAGAUCGCAGCAAACACUUGAUACCGAAAAUCAUUCACCAAACAUAUAUCAACACGAGCAUCCCGCCUGUAUGGCAAGAGGCGCAAGCAAGCUGUUUGGAGCUGCACAAAGAUCCGGAAUGGGAGUACAAAUUGUGGACCGACAAGAUGUCAGUGGAUUUCAUUGAGGCAGAGUAUCCGGAAUUUCUGGAGACUUUCCAGAACUAUCGGUAUCCGAUUCAGAGAGCGGAUGCGAUUCGGUACUUUGUGCUGGAUUACUAUGGAGGAGUAUACAUUGACUUGGACGAUGGGUGCAAUCGAAGUUUGGAGCCACUCCUGGACUAUCCUGCGUUUGUGAGAAAGACGGUGCCGACUGGAGUCAGCAACGAUGCCAUGGGUGCUGUGCCGCAUCAUCCUUUCUUCCAGCGAGUAAUAGACGAACUCGCGAACUACGACCGGAGUUGGCUCCUGCCUUACAUCACUGUAAUGGCCAGUACAGGGCCUCUGUUUUUGAGUAUCAUCUGGAGGCACUAUAGUGACGACGGAUUCAACGUGGGAGACGGAGCAGACGGGGGACGUAUCAGGAUCCUGUUUCCUGAAGAGUACAACAGCCACCCAUGGAGCUUCUUUACGCACCAUUUGGGCAACAGCUGGCACGGCUAUGAUGUGCAGCUGAUAUUCUGGGUAAGUGCGGCGCAUGUACUGGGUCAUACAAGGUUGCUAACAGGCUAUACAGCUGGCUCGUAAUUGGGUUCUCGUGACCAUUGUGGGCUUCGUCCUCGGGGGCGGCCUCAUCUUCUUCGGCUGGUGGAGCUACCGAAAGUACUUCCUCACACCCUCCGAGGUACCCCGAUGGAAGACCCAAUCUAUCCGACAAAGAAUACCAUUCUGGGCGCGGAGAACACGGCAGGGAGAGUACGAGCUGGUCGACCGGCACGAACCCUAA
This is a messenger RNA of Lecanosticta acicola, 1078 nucleotides long. The record is from the annotation of a GenBank genome assembly. NCBI's taxonomy places the organism in Eukaryota, Fungi, Ascomycota, Dothideomycetes, Mycosphaerellales, Mycosphaerellaceae.